This is a messenger RNA of Nyctereutes procyonoides (raccoon dog), 3125 nucleotides long. RefSeq names its product four and a half LIM domains 5 (gene FHL5). Gene Ontology annotation, molecular function: transcription coactivator activity. The record is from RefSeq and is a predicted model, not a curated record. Gene Ontology annotation, biological process: positive regulation of transcription by RNA polymerase II. Gene Ontology annotation, cellular component: nucleus; Z disc. The coding region runs from base 171 to 1025 and encodes 284 amino acids. The transcript has 6 exons. NCBI's taxonomy places the organism in Eukaryota, Metazoa, Chordata, Mammalia, Carnivora, Canidae.
AAAGGCUGCAAUUGGGAGGCACCCUCAGAUAGUUCUGGUGGUCCAUUCUGUUCCUUUUGGAGUUGACAUUUAAAUGUGCUGGAGGAAAAAAAAAAUAAUCAUCGCAUAUUCUUCUUUCAUACUCUUUAAAUCACAGGAAAAAGCAGCCUCAAGAAAAAGACUGAACCACAAUGACAACUGCUCGAUUUGAUUGUCAGUACUGCACAGCAUCACUUCUUGGGAAGAAGUAUGUACUAAAGAAUGACAAUCUAUAUUGUGUUUCAUGUUACGAUCGUAUCUUUUCUAACUAUUGUGAGGAGUGCAAAGAACCAAUCGAGUCAGAUUCCAAGGAUCUUUGUUACAAAGGCCGACACUGGCAUGAAGGAUGCUUCAACUGCGCCAAAUGCAAUCACUCUUUGGUGGAAAAGCCUUUUGCUGCCAAGGAUGAGCGCCUGCUGUGCUCGGAGUGCUAUUCUAAUGAGUGCUCCUCCAAGUGCUUCCACUGCAAGAAGACCAUCAUGCCUGGUUCCCGCAAAAUGGAAUUUAAGGGAAACUACUGGCAUGAAACCUGCUUUGUGUGUGAGCAUUGCCGACAGCCAAUAGGAACUAAACCUUUGAUUUCGAAAGAGAGUGGCAAUUAUUGUGUGCCAUGUUUUGAGAAGGAGUUUGCGCACUACUGCAGCUUUUGUAAGAAGGUGAUAACUUCAGGUGGGAUAACGUUUCGUGACCAGCCAUGGCAUAAAGAGUGUUUUCUGUGCAGUGGCUGUAGGAAAGAGCUGUGUGAAGAGGAGUUUAUGUCCAGAGAUGAUUAUCCAUUCUGUUUGGACUGCUACAACCACCUUUAUGCCAAAAAGUGUGCAGCCUGCACCAAACCCAUCACUGGUCUCAGAGGUGCCAAGUUUAUCUGCUUUCAAGACCGCCAGUGGCACAGCGAAUGCUUUAACUGUGGGAAGUGCUCAGUCUCCUUGGUGGGGGAAGGCUUCCUGACCCAGAACAAGGAAAUCUUCUGCCGCAAGUGUGGUUCUGGAUUGGACACCGACAUCUAGAGGAAGACGAUCUUUCCUCACCUGAAAUCCACUCUGGUUUUGUUCUCACUAAAUCCAGAACUUGCUUGAAGUAGUGUUUCUGAAAUAAGUUUUAGCAAAUACUAAUGUAGAGUUUAUAGCAGAAGGAUUUUUGCACACAUUCUGAUUCAACUGUAUCAUAAGAGCUCAGAAAAAGCACAGUGUAAAAGAAUUGAGUGUAUCCUAACUCACAAGGCAUCUCUCCUUGCAAAAUACUGCACUCUGCUGUUAAAAACAUAGGAAAAUAUCGCUUUAGUCUAAUCAAACAUAUAACCUAUACCUAGAAGUCAUGGAUGUUAUUACCAAAGACUGAUGUUUUUCAAAACUGCACAGAAGAAAAGGAAAGUAAGCGACUAAAUGACAGUCACAUGUGAAGCUAGUUUGCAUUCCUAGCUAGGUAGUUAUAUAUAAUGAGAUAGACUAGCUAUUUGUGGUAGAAGAACAAAACUGGUCAGGGAAAACUGAUUAGUAAUCACCCUAUUUGAGAAUUCUAUCAUUUUAUCAUUCUUUUAUUCACACAUACUGCCUUUGGAGUUGCAAAAGAAACCUGCAAUUUGCCCUCAUCCGCACUGCUUCCACAGCUGGUUGGUUCCAUGUUUAACAAAUGGAAAUGAGAAUUUGGACAUCAUGGCUCUCAUACUCUGCAUGGGUAUAAAGGGGUCCUCUCUAUCUAGAGAUAGUCAAAGCACAGGUUUCAACACAUGUUGUAUCAAGUGCAUUUUCAAAGCGCUCAAUGAUUUUUCUAAAUACUUACAGAUUCCAUGAAAGAGAAGUCUAUUCUUUCAAAUGAGCUAACCAGGAUAAUCAUUGUCCCCAAAGGCAAACCUUUAAAGUAAAUAGAUCAUUAAGUCAUCACUUGUGGAAAUGAGUUUUAGGGAAGGGAUUGAGCGUUGGAACAUGACUUUCAUCCAGAUAUCUAAAAGCAUAAUAGAAUGCAUAAUUAGCUCUGAGCUUCAUGAAUUUGCCUUCUAAAAUUACAUAGAUGAUUAAUGGGAAGACAUAAAAGUGGGCUUUCACAAACUAGUAAUAAUAAGAACUAAAAAAGAAUAAUUCACUGCUGAUAAUUCAGGACCUGCAAAGCAGUACAAUAGAGCAAUGUGGGCUAUAGAUGAGCCCUCCCCACUGUGUGUUCAUACCUGUGCCAUCCACUGCACCCCAUGCCAACCAUGUCCCAAGAGUUCCAAUUGCCUCCAUGGCCCAGAGGUACAUUCCCAACCUUAAGCAGCCAUUCUAUAAAUAAUUCAGUGUUUAUUGGUCACAAGAGAAGUAACAGCCUUAGUGAAAAUUCUAUCACCAUAUAUGCAUAGCUUUCUACCAGACGUCAACUGAUGAUGGCUAUACCAAGCUGUUCCUGGGCAAUAUUUUCCACAUAAUGAAGGACAAAUGGAAAGCAGUCUCUUUUCUCCAUGGUCAAUUGUCGUCCUUGUUAUAUAGUGUCACUUAGCUGGGGUAGAGGAAGGUCAGGAGAAGAAACCCACACAAACAUAACAUUUUCAUAAGUGACUACUCUCAGAUCACCACAUAGCAUUAAAGGUUCUGAUUGAAAUUUAAUUAUAUGAUGUAGCUGAUUACAAUAACUAAAAUAGUAUCACAGAAGAUGCAAUUAAAAUUGUUACGGAAACAAUUUUUGAAAUAGUUCAAAAUGCAAGGACGUUUGAGAAUGUUAACAAUUUAGAGCUGCUAAUAAGAGGUCAGGCUACAAAGGCUCUUUGAAAGAUAAUUGUCUUUUUUUUUUUUCAGUAACAAUACCAAGAUAACUUCUCGCAUUCACAGUAUAAAAAGUAGGUAAAGCUAUCAAUAUUUUUGCUGCAUUGUUUGAAACUGCACAUAUAGAACUAAAUACACCAACUGUUCCAUGAUCUAGAACAUAUAUUUAGAAAACCAAGCCCUUCUAGGUCUGGAUAAAUAUACAAAAUGUAACAUUGUCUCAGUUAACCAAUUAUAGAAAAACAUGCAAAAUAUAAUGUUUUCUGAAACAAUUAGUACUGUGUAAGCAUUUUCCCUCAUGUGGGGAGUGAGUAGGCACAUGAUCAGGCUUGCAUUCUAUCUGUUUUGUUAAAAUUCAUAGAAUCAUUUCUGGGA